Messenger RNA from Solanum verrucosum, 2111 nucleotides. RefSeq names its product protein IQ-DOMAIN 14-like. The transcript is spliced from 6 exons. NCBI's taxonomy places the organism in Eukaryota, Viridiplantae, Streptophyta, Magnoliopsida, Solanales, Solanaceae. Gene Ontology annotation, molecular function: protein binding. The coding region runs from base 100 to 1917 and encodes 605 amino acids. The record is from RefSeq and is a predicted model, not a curated record.
GGCUUGUGGCUUUUUGGCUUUGGUUUCAGCUUUCUCUGAAAGGGGUUUUCAUGGAGGACUUUAAACAUAACUUAAGGGUGACACAGUAAUGCUAGAAGCAUGGGGAAAAAAGGCAGUUGGUUUUAUGCCCUCAAAAGGGUUUUUACGUGUAACUCCAAGAAGAAGUCUGCCUAUGGAUCAGGGAAGAAAACUGCCAAGGAAAAGAAGAAGGGUCGUAGAAUACUGAGGCAUGGAGAGUUCAAAUCAUUCCUCUUCAGAGAACCAAGCAGUAUUGAGAAAAUACUGGGGGAGGUUGAUGAUCAGAACCUACUUGUUAGGCCUCCUACUUCUGAACAAUCUGACAUUCCAUCUGCAUUCCCUGUGACACCAACUUCUCCAAGAAUCAAUUCACCUAGAGAUGCAUCUCCUCGGACUUCUUAUAGGGCUACAUCUCCUGGUGCCACUUCUCCAAGGAUCGCCUCUCCGAGGGCCGCUUCUCCAAGGGUCAUCUCUUCUAACGCAGCUUCUCCAAAGGUUAGCUCUCCCAAGGAAGCUUCUCCAAAGGCUACCUCUCUGAGGGCAGCUUCUCCAAAGGCUACCUCUCCCAGGGAAGCUUCUCCAAAGGCUACCUCUGCUAGUGCUCCUUCCCUAAAGGCUUUCUCUCCUACGGAAGCUUCUCCAAGGGCAACCUCUGCUAGUGCUCCUUCCCCAAAGGCUACUGCUCCUAGGGAGGCUUCUCCAAGGGUCUCUUCCCCUAGAUCUACUUAUCCAGAGCUGAGUAGGAACCAUAAUGUGAUUAGCUAUGCUAACAGACCAGAACCAACUUUGACGCUCCAUCUUUCAGCAACCAAGAUACAGGCAGCCUACAGAAGUUACAUGGCAAGGAGGGGUUUCAAAUCUUUGAGUGGUUUAGCAAGACUUCAAGGAGUGGUCAGAAGCAGAAGUGUAAAGCGGCAGACAGUAAAUGCCAUGAAACAAAUGCAACUUCUAGGUAGGGUUCAAAUGCAAAUUCAGUCAAGGAGGAGUCAGAUGUUCCAGGCACUCCAUAGUCAAGCAUACAUGAAUGAUAAAGAAGUUGAGAGCACUCUAAGCAAAUGGACUCAGCUGACUGAAGCAGGUAACCAUGAUGAUUGGAAUAAUAGUAUGCUAACUAAAGAUGAGGUAGAAGCAAGGCGGCGGGAAAAAGUGGAGGCAGUCAUGAAGAGGGAGAGAGCAAUGAGCUAUGCAUAUUCUCACCAGUUGUGGAGAGGCAACCCCAAAUCAGCUACGGACGUCCGAACCAGUGGAAUUCCUUGGUGGUGGAACUGGUUGGACCAUCAGCUACUUCCAGGAAAUGAUUCCGAGAGCCAAUCUGCUGUAAAAGACGUCCAUUCAACACCAUCAAGGGCAAUAUCGGAACACAAGCCAAGUCCAUGGCGUCUAAGUCAAAACUUCAGACACCUCCAUUUGGAUUAUGACAGUCAUGAAUCAGUUACACCAAGAUCAACUAAGUCUGCAGUUCCAUUAAGGGGAAAACUAAUGCAUACUCCCAGAAGAACAUCAUCACCAAUGAGCAGCUCGAGCGUAUCAAAGUAUUCAAGACGCCGUGCUGCUGAUUCCCCUUUCAAUCAUUCCAUGAAGGAUGACGAUAGCCUCACGAGCUGUCCUCCUUUUUCAGGUCCAAGUUACAUGUCACCAACCAUCUCAGCCAAAGCUAAAUUCAGAGGAAAAACCAUUCUUGAGGAGAGAAAUAUAGGUACCCCAUCAAACAGCUCGAGGAGGAGGCUGUCGUUUCCAUUGACUCCAAGUAGUACUGGAUCCGUCAAGUGGAACAAAGGGUCUGGAAAGGAUGCUGCUUCUUUAAAGGAACAUGAAUCUAUGGGAGAUCAUAUGAGUGUGCAUUCUACUGGUUCGACGCCCACUGUAGUUGGGAGGAAACCAUUUCAAAGAUUUGUGUAAUUUUGUUCCCUGUAUGUCCAUCUGUAUUUAGCUCUGAAGGUACCUAUGUUUCUUUUUUCUUUUCUUCUUUUUGAUGUGUAUUUAUUGGUGUAUUUUGUUAACAGAGCACUAAUGUAAAAUAAUUAAGUGUGAACAUUCUCUUGUUUGUUAGACUUCUCUAGUGAAGGAAGAAAGGAUAAUUAGUAUAUUUUUAA